UUUACUCUCGUGUAAUCGCCACCAUGACAGGUACGAAGCCCCCAGUUUUUUAUUGCUCUCUUCAGUUUCUUUCUCCUGUGUAUGAAAGUUUGGGUUUUCUAGCCGUUAACUCCUUCAUUUUGCGCUUCCUUGUCGUGGCUGUCGAGCCCCACAUGCAGCGAUCGGGCUGUUGUGACUCGGUAUGUAACUUCAGCGGUUAGUGACUUUUUUUCGAUUUGCUUCCAGGCUUUCCUGCUCGGGGUCUGUCUAAACCACUCCUGAAGUCAUUGUAGCUGUCGUGACCCCGGUGGAGACAUCUCGUUCCGAGUUUCCGUUUGUGACGGCUGACGCAUGCAGGGGCUGCCAUGCUGGGGCCGCGAGCUGCUUACCUGUUGAACAGCAUUUUCCCCUUCUCUGUAACUCACUCCAACAACAACUUUCACCACAUUCUUUUCGAUUCUUUAGGUGGUUUCUCUUCCGGGCAAAACUCGCAUCAUUCCCUUGUCUGCUGUAAGGCGCUCCAUCGUUACCCGUUAUAACCUAGCGGGGCAUAUCUUGUGUCAGACCCACUCAGGGUCACGAGCACUUGAGCUUUGGUCUUUCAGCGGAGAAAAAGCGGGAAGAAAGGUGACUGCAUACUCUGUUUCAAAUCAUAAUUCAACUCCCGCUUUUGUCGUCGGUUUCUAGCUCAUCGCGAUGGCACGCCUGGGUGCCGCGCGCCGCCCAGGCCCUGCUGGGAAAAACGACAAGCGGGGGAACCGUUCGCGCGGUUCUACGGCUCUUCACCUACCAGCCAAAUUUUCAAAAAAUGUAAAGAAAGGCACACUGUUUGAGACGGAGGCGGACCAGUUUGGUCUCGAUGAAGUGGAAGAGUCUUACCGCUGUAGGGAACGCCGCAAGCUCGGCGGGAGCGGCUCCGCCGCAGAAGAGUUCAUUCGUCUUGGCGACAAAGGUGACGAUGAGAGCGAUGAAGAGCACGAACGCCGACUCAUGGGACUCGAGGGUGCAGAGGAUGCACUAGAUGACGACGAUCAAGAACUGGAAGAGGAAGAAGAGGACGCGGAGGAAGAUGAGGAAGAAGCAGAAGAUGAAGUGGGCGCGCGAACAGCUUGGGGACGGUCGGCGAAGGCCUUCUACGCCGACGAGGACGAAGAGGAGGAAGCGGAGUCGGCAGAAGAGGAAGAAAAUAUGCGCAUGCGGGAAGAAGAAGCGCGCCAGAUUGAAGAGGAAGAAGAAGUGGAGGGAUUGGACGAAGAUGACUUCGGAUUGUCGAGCCUAGCGGAAGCCGCGCGGGGUCAGCGGAAGGCAGGUGCGUCGACGAGAACGCCUGACGAAGACACAUCCGAAGAUGAUGAAUCUGAGGGAAGUGAUCAGGAGUUGCAUUCAAUACUGAGUGGAUUCGAGGCGGCCUCCUCUCGGGCCAAAGAGACAGCGCAUGUUCAUCUCCUACUGUCCUCCUCGGAGUUCCAAGCUCUGUCGGAGCAGGAACGCCAGAAGAUUCUGACGGAGGAACACCCGGAAUUGCAGAGCCUGUUGGACCAGCUGAAGACGUCCCUGCAGGACGUACGAGGCACGGUGCGGCCGCUGCUUCGAAAAGCCAAGUGCCGACAACUCAUCACGAAGGAGGGGCUGUCGUUUUUGGACACGAAAAACCAACUGCUGGUGGCGUAUUUGACUUACCUGAGCUACUACGUUCUUCUGAAGACCCACGGCAUCCCCGUCACGGACCAUCCUGUGAUCGAGAGACUCGUGGAGGUGCGCCUGUUGCUGGAGAAACUGAAACCAAUCGACGACAGGCUUCGGCUGCAGAUCAACCGCCUACUGCAGCUAGCGAAGGAAAAGAACGUCACAGAUGUGGAAGGUGACGAAGACGUGGCUGCUGCCCGACCUCGUCCCGACCUUCUCUUGGGUGUCGGCGAGGAGAGACAUGAUGGAGAAGCUUCCACAGAAGAGGAAGAAGACAGCGAGAAACCCAAAGGAAAGAAGGCGAACAAGGCAGACGACGAUGAGGGCACUCAGUUGUACAAGCCCCCGAAAAUCCUAGCUAUGGAGUACCACGCUGAAGAUCAGGUCAACAAAGUGAAGGCCAAGGCAGAGCGAGAAUUGCGCCGAGCCGCGGAGCGCCUGAAGCGAAGCGAGUUGGUGCGUGCAGUUCGCGAAGAAGUUGGCGAUGCUCCAGAGGAAGUCGGCCUCGAACAAUGGAUCCAAGUCCAGCAAAGUCGUCUAGGUUCGGCAGCCUCAAUUGCCAAGCAGCGCGCUCGAGAAGCCUUUGAAGAAGAAAACAUGGUCCGCCUGUCCAUGUCGAAGAAAGACAGGAAAGAGCGGCAAAUGUCCAAGAAGCUGGAGGAACACCAGAGACGGAUGACGGUGGGAACGACAUUGGGUGAAUUGACCGCAUUUUCAGAGUCGACACUGGAUGCGUUGGGAGACGACGAGGAGGACCCAACUCUCGGCCGCGCUAACAAAAGCAAGAAGAAGCAGAAAAAUGCUCUGAACGCUUAUCUGAAUGCCGCCAAGCAGGCCUCUGAGACAGCACGGAGGGCGGAGGCGGCUCUCCAGGCCGACCGCGCAAUUCUGUCGAGACAGGAAAACCAAAAAACGUUGUCUUUCAAUCUGAUGCUCAACAAGCAGAAGAAAGACCAGGGCAGGCAAGUGGAAGACGACGGCGAGUUUGAGGAUGUGCUUUCCGGGAAAGCAAGGAAAGGAAAGAGAAUGGAAGAGAGCGAAGCCCGGGCCGAGGCGCCGUAUCGUGAAGAAGAUCUUGACGCUUUUGAUGAGCUGCUUGAAACUCAGAAGAUCCGCAAGACUGCGAAGAAGAAGCAGAUGGUAGAGCGGGCCAAGGCAUUCAUCCCGAGUGUUCCCGAAGCGGUCGACGGCCAGAGAGCAACGACGCGCCAAAUCUUGAAGAACAAGGGUUUGACUCGGAAGAGGAAGAAGUUCGAAGGAAACGCCCGAGUCCACAACAGAAUGAAGUUCGAAAGCAAGAUGAAGAAACUGAAGACGAUUCGACCACCAGGGCGCGAAGUGGAGGGCGAUUCGUACAUGGGAGAGGAAUCUGGAAUUCGGACAAAUCUCAAAAAGUCACGGACCUUGUCGUAAUGUCGUUGUCAUGGUCUUUUGUUGUUGGUUACCACCGUUUACCUCACUGCAUAUUGAUUCACCUGCUUGCAUGUUUAUACGGUGACAAACAAACGCGUAUUUUCAUCACCCGUCACUUAACCGCGCUUCGUUUCUUAAUUAACUCGCCAUUGGAGUAUCUUUCUGCUAGGUAUACAUUCAGACUUGGUAAGCGGUUUUCUUCGCAAUGUCUCUUGUUCAGCUUCUCCCUUUCGAAGAGAGCAUUCACCUGUUAUUGCUAGUAAACAGGAAAUCGGGUGAUCAGUGUAUUCACGAAACUGCAUCGUUAAGUGUUACAUACUGCACUGGCGGCUUCACAGAAGCUGAUCGCUUCUCACUUUUUUUAGAAACAGAUGUGAGUAGGGUAAACCUUGAGUGAGCUUUUUAUUUCGUGCACAGUAAGCAGCGUGAACAGCUCCGCACGGUGUUGCACGGGGAUCCGGCGUAAGAACCAGGAAAGCUCGUAGUUCGAUGAAGCCCACAGGCUGUCUGAACCCAGUGUAGUAGGUGGGAGGUCACCGGGCCUUUGGUACAAGAAUCGUCACAGCACCGUCUGCCUU
This is a messenger RNA of Toxoplasma gondii ME49, 3656 nucleotides long. RefSeq names its product Sas10 C-terminal domain-containing protein. Gene Ontology annotation, cellular component: nucleolus; small-subunit processome. The coding region runs from base 676 to 3078 and encodes 800 amino acids. The transcript has 11 exons. The record is from RefSeq and is a predicted model, not a curated record. Lineage: Eukaryota; Apicomplexa; Conoidasida; Eucoccidiorida; Sarcocystidae. Gene Ontology annotation, biological process: maturation of SSU-rRNA from tricistronic rRNA transcript (SSU-rRNA, 5.8S rRNA, LSU-rRNA).